Molecule: messenger RNA, 5575 nt
Organism: Mobula hypostoma (lesser devil ray)
Lineage: Eukaryota; Metazoa; Chordata; Chondrichthyes; Myliobatiformes; Myliobatidae
Product: THAP domain-containing protein 2-like
Exons: 4
Coding region: 129-797 (222 amino acids)
Source: RefSeq, a predicted model, not a curated record
AUCUUAGUAAAGGAGGCCAGGGGAAAGUGGGGGGGGGCAAAAAGGGCAUUUCGGACGCUGUAAAAGCGAACCGAUUUUGUAAUUGAAAUUGGAGAGAAGAGAAAAAUUAUUUCUCUUCUCUCCUGAUAAUGCCAACCAGUUGCGCGGCUUAUGGGUGCACGGCAGUGUACAGGAAGAACACCAACACCAGCUUCCACAGGUUUCCCUCUAACCCCAGGAGACGGAUGGAGUGGAUACAACUUGUUCGGCGGGAAAACUUCAAGCCAAGCAAACACACUUUCCUUUGCUCCAAACAUUUUGAGCAAACCUGUUUUGACCGGACAGGACAGACCAGGCGCCUGCGAGAAGAUGCUGUCCCUACAAUAUUUGAUUUCCCUCCGCAUAUUCAAAAAAAGUUAACAGGCAGAAAGUCUCCCCUGACUUCUGUGGGCAUCAGUAACCAACAAACCCCACCCAAGUCCUUCACCAGCUCUGGCAGUAACACUAACAUUAGCACAAGUACAUGUAGUAGUACCAGUACCCAAACCAGCAGCAUCAAGGAAGUGUUCCAAGAGCACAGUUACUGUUUGGCAAAUCCUGUUGUCGCUAAGAGGAAGAUAUUCCAGUUACAGGAUGAAGUGGAUUACCUCAGGCAGCAAAUAAAGAUCAGCAAGCAGCGGGAACGCCGUGUGGUCAAGAAGUGGAGAGGGAUCAGCAAUCUUCUCGUGGAGCUCAGAGAGAAAAACCUUUUGCCUAGUGACAAGGAGCCAGAGCUUAUUCAGACUGUCUUAAGUGACAAAUCGCUUAAAAAGCUAUGAGCUGACAGUAAUUCACCAGUGCAAAUGGUUCUGUGGCCCAGAAAUGGCAGUUUGUUUCAUUAUCUUUGACUCUAAAGCACAGAAGCAAAAUGGUUUUCAGCAGCCUUUCAUUCACCAAACAGCAAUGCCUGGAUGCUUUUGUUUAUUUAUUGUUUAUCAACAAAUGGUUCACAAGUGAUGCACAUUGCAUUUGUUGAUGUAAAAUGUAACAGUGUUACAUGGCACCAGUGUUUGCGUUGGCAAUAAAUGUCUGCUCAGAAACACAGUCAGACAGGUGCUUUAUCAUGGUUUUAUCAGAAGGUAUUGGACAGUUAAACCAUGCUGUGACAUUUUUAUUCAGUGAACCCUGACAAAUAACCAGCUUGAGAUGUGCCUUGACACCUCAUAACCCUUCCGAACUACAGCCUCAAAACCCUUUAGUGAUGCAUUUGAUUUUGGUACCAAUAGUUCUGUCUGGAAGUGCCCAAGAAACAUUGUGCCAGACAGUAGCACACCACAAACACAAUUGAGACUUCAUUUGAUACAGGAUUUCUGCGGGUAGCAGUAAAAGAGAUAAGGUGCUUAUUCAACUAACUGGAAAGAACAUUUGUCAAUAACUGGUGCUACACCUGCUAUUGUUCGAGCAACAAGAGGAUUCCCCGGCAGAUGCAGUCUUUUGAGGUGCCAUCCAUGGUGGGCCUUAUUCAGAACUCCAGGAAAUUCUGAAAAAUGGCACCCUCCUCCCUGCAAACUAAAGGCUGCAACUUACUCCCACUUGGCCACACGUUAGUGUCUUCCGUUGAGUCUGCUGACUGUCCAACCGUGUACUGCAACUGUUGUAAACAUGAAAUAAACUGAGUGGGAAAAGAAUCAUUGAAUGCUGACACCUGGCUAUUGACCAAUUGGAGAAGCAGAAGUAUUCAUUGUUACAUCAGUAUGUCUCAUCAAGGAAUGAUAUGUUCCCUUCAGGAUUCACCUGCAGAACUUAUAAAACAACUGAUAUAAGAAUACUGGCAUGGUUAUGUAGCAUAUUGACAAAAUACAUAUUCAGGAAACCCAAUGCAGCAUUUUUAAUGUUGGUCACAUGAGGAGGAUGUUGGUUGACUUUCAGGUACUUGCCUGCAUCAAGAAGAUGAAACAUUUCAUAAGACAUUCUGAUACUACAUAUUAUGGUAUUAUAGGAUCACCUUAACUGGCCCAUCAAACAUUCAGCUAAUUGCAUGACGAGUUCAAACAGCCAGGGACAAAUUUCCACCCCAUUUCAUUAUUAAAGAGAAGAUGGAAUUUACACAAUGCUACAGCUGCCCUGAAAAUUACAGGUACCAGGGACAUGGGAUGAGAAUAAGGCCAUUUAGCCUGUUCCAUUAUUUAAGUAGUUUACAUCUGAUCAAAUCUUAAUGCUGCCCGAGACCUUGGAUCACUCUUACCUAACAAAAAUAUACCAACUGCUGUUUAUUUUUUGUGUUACCCAUUGAGUUUCCACCGCCAAAGGAACAAAUAAAGUAGUAAAGCUCCCAAGGAUUUUCCAGCAUAUAGGAUUACAGGUUGGCUUUCUGUGGUCUGGUGACUCCCAUGGUCUGGCAUGUUUUGAGUCUAUAAUACAGAUCUGUAAUAAUCAACUAACUCUACCUAAAACCUAACCAAGAUCUAAAGUAAAAUUUGUAUUAAUCCAUAUCUAAUUGACCAGUGCAACUUUAGCAAUAUCAGCCAAAAGUUUUCCCAGUUGACAGAAACUUUAGGUUACGGACAGUUCUUACAAUUUUCCAAUUUCCAUUGCCCCAAUUUUCCCACUAUAAAGGUCCUUCUCAGCUAUCAAAGGCCCUACCUGAAUGCACACAAAUGAGUGUUUGGGAGACCAGCAGAAUGUAUGGGGAUGGAUUUGUUGGCUGCUGCUGGCAUCUUCUGCCACCUGGAAAACUGCUUCACAGCUGCCUUGCCACCUUCUGAGUUUAUGAAGCCUAGCGAUGACGUGACUGGUUAGGGCAAGGUGAUCGGGAGAAAUUCCUGAUCAGCUCCCAAGCGGUCAAGUACUUGUUUUCUGGUAUGUUAUGUAAGUGUAACUCAUUACUGUAAUAAUAGACAAUCUAUACUACUUGCAACUUCAUGUCCAUGAAUAUUGUCAGCUGCAGGUAAAAAUGAAAUUCCUGCUGUAUUCAAACCAGUUUGCCCAGUGCGAUUCACAAAAUGACACUUUAUGAAUGUAAAGGUUGUAACAUUGAAUGUAUUUUGAAAGGAGGUUCAAUUUAAAUUUCAACUACCUGCAUGUUGAGAAUAAAUGCAUCUAAUUUAAAGUUUCAAGUCAACCUCCCCUCAGCUCCAACUGAUUCAGUAUCUCUUUCGCCAAAUUCAAAAAAUGUUGAUUAAAAAGCAGCUUGAAGAUUUACAACUGGGAAGCUAGUUUUAAACAAGAGUCCAGGUUUGGUUGCCAUGGUCACCACAGGCCAAAUGGUGUCCUUGUGUAUUGUAAAUGCCCCUGCUAUUUUCCAGCCACUAGACUGAAUAGUCUCUGAAAAUCUCUUCCUAUCUACAACUCUCCAUUCUCUUCUUUUUAGUUUAAGGAUUUAUUUAUUUCUAGAUAUUUUGGUUACUACCUCUCUCAUUUUAAUUCGGUAUUUACUUUCCAUACGACAGACAGACACAUGGAAAGUACCUUGUGAUUAUUUUCCUGCAUUACAUUCACUCUGUAAAUAGGGGUGGUAAUCAUUAAUAAGGGGAACUUAAUGUCAAUAAUAUUUUCAACAUGCUAUACCAACCAUUCGAAGAUGCAUAGUGUUUGAUAAAUGGAGUGCACGAAGUACAAGAAAACAUUUGCGAUAGUGUGUAGCAUGUGAGAGCAGAUUUGGAAGCUCGUCAUUCAUUUACUCCUGUUUGGAACUUGUUUUGAGAUUUCUUUCAGUCUGUGCAUGUUAGUACAAAAACAAAAAAGGCUGGGAAUCUGCUCUCAGACUACUGUAACAAUAGCUGCCAGCAAAGGACAGGAUAUGGGUCCUUGUUAUUAAAUGGAAUAACUGACUGAACCUUUCCAUGUAAGCUGCAGUUUUGUGCACUAAUGAAUAAUACCACCAUAAAUAUUUGAAUAGUGCAGAACAGGAAGCACUAUCUGACCCACACAGACUACAAUAAUUCUAUUGAAGGGGUGUAUUCCCCUUCAUGCCCCUGCACUGUUUUUACCCCUUCAAGUAUUUGUUCAAAUAACUUGUAAAAUUGUAGUAGUUUCUCUCCAGUGUCCUGCAAACAAUACAUUCUGUGUGCUAACCUCACAUUAUAUAUGAUGCUUUUCCUCUUGUCACCUAAUUAUUUUGCCAAUCCCCUUAAAUCUGUGCCUCUAAUUAUAGCCCCUGACAUCAGUUUCUUUCUCUAAUCUCUUUAAGUGUUUCAAGAUUUUUGAUAUCUCUGUCAAAUUUCCCCGAGCCUCCUCUGUCGUAUGUUGUGAACAACAGAUUUCAUGACACAUGUCAGUGAUAACAAACCUGAUUCUGAUCCCUAAAGAAACUCAUCCUUUAUCCCAGGAACCAUUAAACAAGUGGGUUAUAACCUUUGGUUUUGGAAAAGACUGCCUCAGUGAGAUCACUCUCAGGUUUGAUACCUUGUAUUCAGUCUGGGUAGACUUCAACCUGAUGGCAAGAACAUUGAUUUCUAUAACUUCUAGUCAUUUCUCUAACCCCCCCCCCCUUCUCUUUUUCCAUUCCCCAUUCUGGCUUCUCUCUUGCCCUUCUGACCUUUCCAUUGGUGCCCCUCUCCCUUCCCUUUCUCCCAUGGCCCACUUUCUUCUAUUAGAUUCCUUCUUCUUCAGCCCUUUACCUCUUCCACCUAUCACCUGCCAACUUCUCACAGCAUCCCUUUCCACACCCACCCACCUUACCUGGCUUCACCUAUCACCUGCCAGCUUCUCACAUCACCCCUUUCCACACCCACCCACCUUACCUGUCUUCACCUAUCACCUGCCAGCUUGUGUUCUUUCCCCUUCCUUCUCAGUCCUGAUAAAUGGUCUCGACCCAAAAUGACAACUGUUUAUUCUUCUCCAUUGAUGGUGCCUGAAAUGCUGAGUUCCUCCAGCAUUAUAUAUGUUAUUCUCGUUUGUGGAAAAGAAAUUGCCUGUGCUCUUUUUUUUAACUUUACCCUUUUUUCCUUGUCGAAUAAUGUUUGCAAUUGACCAGAGGAAGAAUGGUGUGGGUGUACCAGGAUAGUGAUUGCUGUCCCAUUGUGUGCUGUUAUUCCACAAAUCAUUUCAGGGGAGAACUCUGGUAUAGCAUAGAUCAAAUGCGCCAUUUCAUAAACACAAAGAGAUUCUGAAGGUGCUGGAAAUCCAGAGCAACACACACAAAAUGCUGGAGCAACCCAGCAAGUCAGGCAGCCUCUACAGAGGGGAAUAAACAGUCAGCGUUUCGACCCCAGACCCUUCAUCAGGACUCAUGAGGAUCUGGUGAUGGGUCUCGGCCCGAAACUUCUAAUGUUUAUUCCCUCCGUAGAUGCUGCCUGACCUGCAGGGUUCCUCCAGCAUUUUGUGUGAGCUCCAUAAGGGUGAAUGCUUGAAUACAAAGGACAAAUAAACAGUGAAUAAGACUUGACAACUUGGUCCUUUCAAAUUUGUGUGUUUAAUUUGUUUACAGUAACUAGACAGUCCAAGGUGCUAGUAUUUCAGAUUAAUUAAAGGAGGUUGAAGAGUACCAUCUUUAUAGUCUUGGUUGCAAUGGUUUCAGUUACAGAUCCAGGCACGAGACGUAACAAGGAUUCUAUUUUAUUUAAUAUUGGUGUUCAGAACACUGUGCAUUGUGACAAAUGCAAUAAAGAAUACUUUU